This is a messenger RNA of Suncus etruscus (white-toothed pygmy shrew), 5039 nucleotides long. It is a transcript of the gene ABCC8, whose product is annotated as ATP binding cassette subfamily C member 8. Gene Ontology annotation, molecular function: ABC-type transporter activity; ATP binding; sulfonylurea receptor activity. The record is from RefSeq and is a predicted model, not a curated record. Bases 90 to 4952 code for a protein of 1620 amino acids. Gene Ontology annotation, cellular component: membrane. The transcript is spliced from 38 exons. Gene Ontology annotation, biological process: potassium ion transport; transmembrane transport. Lineage: Eukaryota; Metazoa; Chordata; Mammalia; Eulipotyphla; Soricidae.
CGCGGGGAGGGACAGAGGCACCGGGACGCGCGGAGCCAGCAGCAGCAGCCGCCGCCGGAGCCCGCACCCGCGCCCGCGCCCGCGCCGCCAUGCCCCUGGCCUUCUGCGGCAGCGAGAACCACUCGGCCGCCUACCGGGUGGACCAGGGGGUCCUCAACAACGGCUGCUUCGUGGACGCGCUCAACGUGGUGCCGCACGUCUUCCUGCUCUUCAUCACCUUCCCCAUCCUAUUCAUCGGAUGGGGCAGUCAGAGCUCCAAAGUGCACAUCCACCACAGCACGUGGCUCCACUUCCCUGGCCACAACCUCCGCUGGAUUCUCACCUUCAUUCUACUCUUCGUCCUGGUGUGUGAAAUCUCAGAGGGCAUCCUGUCUGAUGGAGUCACUGAGUCCCGUCAUCUUCACCUGUAUAUGCCGGCUGGGAUGGCGUUCCUGGCAGCUGUCACCUCCGUAGUCUACUAUCACAACAUCGAGACCUCCAACUUCCCCAAGCUGCUGAUUGCCUUGCUGGUGUACUGGACCCUGGCCUUCAUCACCAAGACCAUCAAGUUUGUCAAGUUCUAUGACCACGCCAUCGGCUUCUCGCAGCUGCGCUUCUGCCUCACAGGGCUGCUGGUGAUCCUUUAUGGGAUGCUGCUGCUCGUGGAACUGAAUGUCAUCAGGGUGCGGAGAUAUAUCUUCUUCAAGACACCGAGGGAGGUGAAGCCACCCGAGGAUCUGCAAGACCUGGGGGUGCGCUUCCUGCAGCCCUUCGUGAACCUGCUGUCCAAAGGCACUUACUGGUGGAUGAAUGCCUUCAUCAAGACGGCACACCGCAAGCCCAUUGACCUCCGUGUCAUCGGGAAGCUGCCCAUUGCCAUGCGGGCCCUUACCAACUACCGGCGCCUCUGCGAGGCCUUUGAUGCUCAGGAGCGGAAGGACUCACAGAGUGCGCAGGGCGCCCGGGCCAUCUGGCGGGCGCUCUGUCAUGCCUUCGGGAGACGCCUGAUCCUCAGCAGCACUUUCCGCAUCUUGGCUGACCUGCUGGGCUUUGCUGGACCCCUGUGCAUCUUUGGGAUUGUGGACCACCUGGGGAAGGAAAACCAUGUCUUCCAGCCACAGACACAGUUUCUAGGGGUUCACUUUGUCUCCUCCCAAGAGUUCCUUGCCAACGCCUAUGUCUUAGCCGUGCUGCUCUUCCUCGCCCUUCUCCUACAAAGGACAUUUCUACAAGCAUCCUACUAUGUGGCCAUCGAAACAGGAAUUAACUUAAGAGGAGCCAUACAGACCAAGAUUUAUAAUAAAAUUAUGCACUUGUCCACCUCCAACCUAUCCAUGGGCGAGAUGACUGCUGGGCAGAUCUGUAACCUGGUUGCUAUCGACACCAACCAGCUCAUGUGGUUUUUCUUUCUGUGCCCAAACCUCUGGGCUAUGCCAGUACAGAUCAUCGUGGGCGUGAUUCUUCUCUACUAUAUCCUUGGAGUCAGUGCCUUAAUUGGGGCGGCGGUCAUCAUCCUGCUGGCCCCUGUCCAGUACUUCGUGGCCACCAAACUUUCCCAGGCCCAGCGGAGCACAUUGGAAUAUUCCAACGAGCGGCUGAAGCAAACCAAUGAGAUGCUCCGUGGUAUCAAGCUGCUCAAGCUGUAUGCCUGGGAGAACAUCUUCUGCACAAGGGUGGAGAGGACACGCAAGAAGGAGAUGACCAGUCUCAGGGCCUUUGCUGUCUACACUUCUAUCUCCAUCUUCAUGAACACCGCCAUCCCCAUUGCUGCUGUCCUCAUCACCUUUGUGGGCCACGUCAACUUCUUCAAAGGCACCGGCUUCUCCCCGUCAGUGGCCUUCGCCUCCCUCUCCCUCUUCCACAUUCUGGUCACGCCACUCUUCCUGCUGUCCAGCGUGGUCCGGUCGACUGUCAAAGCUCUCGUCAGCGUGCAAAAGCUGAGCGAGUUCCUGGCCAGUGCAGAGACCAGAGAGGAGCAGUGUGCACCCCGGGAGCCAGCGCCCCAGGGCUCAGCCUGCAAGUACCAGGCAGUGGUGAGCAGCUGCAUCAGCUCUUGCUAUCUUGCAUUUCUCUCUAAUGGCAGCCACUUGCUCUGCUUUCUCCAAUCUUCCUUCCCUUCCCUGCCAGGGUCCCUUACCUCUCUCUACUGUCCCCAGCCCCUCAAGGUGGUGAACCGUAAACGUCCAGUGAGGGAAGAUUGCCGGAGCCUCUCACAGAGCCUGGCUCCUGGUGUGGAUGGGGAUGCUGAUAACUGCUGUGUCCAGAUCAUUGGAGGCUUCUUCACAUGGACCCCUGAUGGAAUCCCCACACUGUCCAACAUCACCAUCAGGAUCCCCAGAGGCCAGCUGACUAUGAUUGUGGGACAGGUGGGCUGUGGCAAGUCCUCACUCCUCCUCGCCACCCUGGGAGAGAUGCAAAAGAUCUCAGGUGCUGUCUUCUGGAACAGCCUUCCUGACAGCGAGAUGGGAGAGGACCCCAGCCCAGAGCGGGAGCCUGUAGCUGACUCAGACAUCAGGAGGAGAGGCCCUGUGGCCUAUGCAUCUCAGAAGCCCUGGCUGCUCAAUGCAACAGUGGAGGAGAACAUCACCUUCGAGAGCCCCUUCAACAAACAGAGGUACAAGAUGGUCAUCGAAGCCUGCUCCCUGCAGCCAGACAUUGAUAUCCUGCCUCAUGGAGACCAGACCCAGAUUGGGGAAAGGGGCAUCAACUUGUCUGGUGGUCAGCGCCAGCGGAUCAGCGUGGCCAGAGCUCUCUACCAGCAUACCAAUGUCGUCUUCUUGGAUGACCCCUUCUCAGCUCUGGACGUCCACCUGAGCGACCACUUGAUGCAGGCUGGAAUCCUUGAGCUGCUCCGGGAUGACCAGAGGACAGUGGUUCUGGUGACUCACAAGCUUCAGUACCUGCCACAUGCAGACUGGAUCAUUGCUAUGAAGGAUGGCACCAUCCAAAGAGAGGGAACACUCAAGGAUUUCCAGAGAUCUGAGUGCCAGCUCUUUGAGCACUGGAAGACUCUCAUGAAUCGGCAAGACCAAGAGCUGGAGAAGGAGACUGUCAUGGAGAGAAAAGUCACAGAACCCUCUCAGGGUCUGCCACGUGCCAUGUCCUCCCGAGAUGGCUUCCUGCUGGAGGAGGAGGAGGAGGAAGAAGAGGCUGCAGAGAGUGAGGAGGAGGACAAUCUGUCAUCGGUGCUGCACCAGCGCGCCAAGAUCCCAUGGCGGGCCUGUGCCAAGUACCUGUCGUCUGCCGGCCUCUUGCUCCUCUCCCUGCUCGUCUUCUCGCAGUUGCUCAAGCACAUGGUCCUGGUGGCUAUAGACUACUGGCUGGCCAAGUGGACCGACAGCACCUUGACCCUGACUCCUGGGCCGGCCGGGAACUGCUCCCUUAGCCAGGAGUGCUCCCUGGACCAGACUGUGUAUGCCAUGGUGUUCACAGUGCUCUGUGGACUGGGCAUUGCGCUCUGCCUUGUCACGUCCAUAGCUGUGGAGUGGACUGGACUGAAGGUGGCCAAAAGACUACACCGCAGCCUGCUGAAUCGGAUCAUCCUAGCUCCCAUGAGGUUCUUUGAGACCACACCUCUGGGAAGCAUCCUGAACAGGUUCUCAUCUGAUUGUAACACCAUCGAUCAGCACAUCCCAUCCACACUAGAAUGCCUGAGCCGGUCCACCCUGCUCUGCGUCUCUGCUCUGGCUGUCAUCUCUUAUGUCACCCCUGUGUUCCUCGUCACCCUUUUGCCCCUGGCUGUGGUGUGCUACUUCAUCCAGAAGUACUUCCGGGUGGCAUCCAGGGACCUUCAGCAGUUGGAUGAUGCCACACAGCUACCACUGCUCUCACACUUUGCUGAGACUGUGGAAGGUCUCACCACCAUCCGGGCCUUCAGAUAUGAGGCCCGGUUCCAGCAAAAGCUCCUCGAAUACACAGAUUCUAACAACAUUGCCUCGCUCUUCCUCACUGCAGCCAACAGAUGGCUAGAAGUCCGCAUGGAAUACAUCGGGGCAUGUGUGGUCCUCAUCGCUGCCGUGACCUCCAUCUCCAACUCUCUACAUGGGGAGCUGAGUGCCGGCCUGGUGGGACUGGGCCUCACCUACGCCCUCAUGGUCUCCAACUACCUCAAUUGGAUGGUGCGGAACCUGGCAGACAUGGAGAUCCAGCUGGGGGCUGUGAAACGGAUCCAUGGGCUCCUGAAAACAGAGGCCGAGAGCUAUGAAGGGCUGUUGGCACCAUCACUGAUCCCCAAGAAUUGGCCAGACCAGGGCAAGAUCCAGAUUCAGAACUUGAGUGUGCGCUACGACAGUUCCCUGAAGCCAGUGCUGAAGCAUGUCAAUGCCCUCAUCUCCCCAGGACAGAAGAUUGGGAUCUGUGGCCGCACAGGCAGUGGAAAGUCCUCCUUCUCACUUGCCUUCUUCCGCAUGGUGGACAUGUUUGAAGGCCGCAUCAUCAUCGAUGGCAUUGAUAUCGCCAAACUGCCCCUGCACACGCUGCGCUCGCGCCUAUCCAUUAUCCUGCAGGACCCUGUCCUCUUCAGUGGCACCAUCCGCUUUAACCUGGACCCUGAGAAAAAGUGCUCAGAUAGCACGCUGUGGGAGGCCCUGGAGAUUGCACAGCUGAAGCUGGUGGUCAAGGCACUUCCCGGAGGACUCGAUGCUAUCAUCACGGAAGGUGGGGAGAAUUUCAGCCAGGGCCAGCGGCAACUGUUCUGCCUAGCUCGUGCCUUCGUGAGGAAGACCAGCAUUUUCAUUAUGGAUGAAGCCACAGCUUCCAUUGACAUGGCCACGGAGAACAUCCUGCAGAAGGUGGUGAUGACGGCCUUUGCUGACCGCACAGUGGUCACCAUUGCGCACCGUGUCCACACCAUCUUAAGCGCUGACCUGGUCAUUGUUCUGAAACGUGGAGCCAUCCUGGAGUUUGACGAGCCAGAGAAGCUGCUCAGCCGCAAGGACAGUGUCUUCGCCUCCUUUGUACGCGCAGACAAGUGACCAUCACAGCCCCAGGACCCUCCCCCACCUUGCUUCUGGUUUUCUAACUGUAAAUCACCUGUAAAUAAAAGAUUAUUUCCUACAGAA